Fonticula alba is the source of this 1698-nucleotide messenger RNA. RefSeq lists its product as hypothetical. Gene Ontology annotation, molecular function: protein-cysteine S-palmitoyltransferase activity. Bases 161 to 1693 code for a protein of 510 amino acids. The record is from RefSeq and is a predicted model, not a curated record. Gene Ontology annotation, cellular component: endoplasmic reticulum; Golgi apparatus. Gene Ontology annotation, biological process: protein targeting to membrane; peptidyl-L-cysteine S-palmitoylation. The transcript is spliced from 6 exons. Lineage: Eukaryota; Rotosphaerida; Fonticulaceae.
CCCCCCCCCUCCUCUCCGAGCAGGACAUCGCUCCCACCUUUCCUUUCCUGCCCGCGGUGCCUUUCCUCCCUUCCCUUCCCUUCUCUCUAUCUCUCUCUCUCUCCCCUCCCCCUCCCCUCUCCUCCACUGCCCAUCCCCAUCCCCCUCCUGCUGGUCCGGCAUGAGAGGCUCGCGUGGUCGCUCGGCCGGCUCGGGACCGAUGCCGCCUUAUCCCCUGCGCGAGAUCAAUCCCCUGCGGCUGGAGGAGCUCGGCGCCCGGCCGGCAUCUCUCCUGUCGCGGUGGGGGGAUGCCCUCUCAAGGCGACUCGGCUUCAUCGGGACGUUUCUGCUGCUGGUGGGAUCCAUCGUGCUCUUCUUCGCAUCCUGCGCCCCGGACCUGUGGCGUUAUGGGUACAAGGCCUUGCCGAUCAUCUUUGGUCUCAUCUCCCUGGUCGCGGUGGCCUCCAUGCUGGCCGCCUCUCAGUCGGAUCCCGGGUACAUGCCCAUUCGAGUGGUGGACCUGCUCGCUGAGGACCCCUUCAUGGACACAGUGGUCCCGGUGGCUUUCAUCCUGCCCGAUCACAUCCCCCCACCGAAGAACUGCGUCGCCGGCAGCCCAUCCACCAUGCACGGCGUUGAGCUACGCUAUUGCGUCACCUGCUACUUCUUCCGGCCGCCACGCGCAUCACACUGCUCCGUGUGCCGGCGUUGUGUCGAUCGCUUUGACCAUCACUGUCCCUGGCUGUCGAAUUGCAUUGGCCGGCGAAAUUACCGGCACUUCCUGAUCUUUGUCCACUCCAUCCCGCUUCUGAGCAUCUACAUGAUCGGGGUGGCCAUCUUCCACUAUUACCUCCUCUGCACGCGCGGCCUCCCCCCCGGGGCUGCCGGCGGCGGCGGCGGCGGCGGUGGGCCGCUGUCCUUCCACGAGGCCCUGCGCUUGCGCCCGGGCCCGAUCAUCCUCGCCUCCUUGGCGGUGCUCUUCGUCCUGAUGAUCUCCGUGUUGCUGGCUCUUCACAUUCUCCUGCUCUACCACCAGAUGACCACCAUCGAGCGGUUCAACCGUCGGUACAAGUACAACCCCUUCGCGGUGGAGUCCUACUGGCAGAAUAUUCACACCAUCUUCUUCGGUCCGCGGGCCUUCCCCCUGACCCGCAUGCGCCGGGUCAUUGACCGGCAAAUUGACCUGGAGCAUGCGGCCGCCCUGUGUCGAAUGUCCGGGGAGUGCACCUGUGGUGCUGGCGCCGGCGCCGGCCCGGGGCACCUCUGCGGUGGGGAUCACUCGCCGACCUUUUCCAGCGGGGUGGCCAUCCCCCUGGUGCCGGUUGGCAGCGGGGCGGCCGGCACAUCGGUCUCCGGGACCGCCAGCACCGACUCGCACCACUCGCCGCCCCCUCAAUCAGCCGGUGGCGUGGCCGGCACCAUGCUGGCUGCUGGCGGUGCUGCUGGUGGUGGCAGUGGUGGCAGUGGUGGCGGCGGCGGCGGCGGCGGCGGCGGCGGCGGUGGCAGGUCCGAGCCGGGGGCUCGCCACCGCCGGCUAUCCGAUCGGCCCUCGCCCGGACUCCACCUCCGCGUCGGGCCAGCCGAUGGGUCCCCCUCGAUCGCCAUGGCCCAGGAGGAUGGCGACGACGAUGCGGCUCCCGGGACGCCGUUGUCCCCAGCCGCCGAAUCCCCUUCGCGCGGGGAGCUUCGUCCGAUUGUUGAGCACAUGCGAUGAGGGGC